UAUAAAGAACUUGCUUCUGGGCUUCAUAUGACAGCUAUGGUAGAAUAUCAUCCUGAAAAAGAUGAAGACACUUUUGACCAACUACUUAUUUCAAUAGGAAAUAAAACAAUAGAGAUCCCUCUAAUUGGUGAGGAGGCUAAGGAGGAGCUUGCCAAGAAGUGUGGAAUCACCGUCUCUAAGGUCUCCAACUGGUUUGGCAACAAGCAGAUUUGCUGUAAGAAAAAUAUUGGGAACUUCCAAGAGGAGGCAAACAUCUAUGCUGUCAAGACUGCUGUCAGUUACCCCGGGGGGCUGCAGCCACACCAGCUCCCCAACACCCCCUUCCUCCGCAGGCUCUGGCAGCUCUUUCAAUCUCUCAGGAUCCGGAGACAUGUUCUGGGGAUGCCUGGACUCAACGGAGAUUCCUAUUCUGCUUCCCAGGUGGAAUCACUCCGACACUCAGUGGGGCCGGGGGGCUAUGGGGAUAACCUCAGAGGAAGCCAGAUGUACAGUCCUCUGGAAACAAGGGCGAAUGGUGGCUGGCAGGAGGCUGUGACCCCAUCCUCGGUGGCAACAUAUGACUUUAAUUUGCAAGUUCGAAUUAAUUUCUUCAAGGCUUCAGAACUUUACAUUCAACAUUGUUUGACAAAUUCUCCUAUGGUAUCAAAGACAACACCACUUAUUCGACCAUGUCAUGUUCAAGCUGCUGUAUUGCAAGCACCAUUGCGAUUAUCCAGCACUGAUUUUAUAUUUGAAGUCCCAUUACAUACUCUGGAUCCUAAAAACAAGGUCACAAAAACUGAGGAUCUUGUCUUACAUAAUACUUCCAAACGAAGUGUGCUGUGGACUGUGGAUAUUAGUGUAACUAGCAAACUUUUCAAAAAUGGCAUAUUCCAGUUUAGUGCACUGAGUGGGAUUCUGUCACCUCUUGAAGAGUGUACUGUUUCCAUUACUUUUUGUCCAAAUCAUGCUGGAAAAUACACAGCUGACAUUCCUAUAUGUCUAAAUGAUAAUCCAGUUUGCUAUCGAAUGUUGCAUCUGAUUGGAGAGGUAAAAUCACCAAAGUUAUUGUUUGACCCUCCAUUCAUAUUUUUUACUCCUGUUCCUUUGGAUGUAACAACUGUGAUGAAUAUCAACAUUUUGCCUCAAAACUAUUUCAGAGAUUCAACUCUAAGUGUCCAGAUUCCCACAACAACACUUCUUGAUGGUGAUGAGAUUCACCCUUUUUCCGUGACAUUUCCAAAAGGCAGAGUCAUCACAGGCUCUUCCAGUGGCAUUAAUACUGAGGUCACCUGCCACCUCAGUUUCAACUCAUCUAAACCUGUGUCAUUUUUCACCAAUGUUCUUUUCUGUGCUGGCACAGAUAGCUGGUUUUCACUGCCAGUUACUGCAACAGCAGAAAACUGCAUUCUUACUAUUUACCCAUAUAUGGCACUUCAUCUUAAGAAGCAAAAAAUCAUUGUAAAGAAUGAUAAGGAUGCCAGUCCUGUGAAGACUAAAGACAAAUAUAAGGAUGCCAGUCCUGUGAAGACUAAAGACAAUGUUUUACUUCCUCACCAAGAGGCUGGAUUAUCUUCUCCUGCUCAUACUAAAUUGAGUGAUGCUGAGCCUGCAAAGAGACUAUUUGUUGGAAUGGAAAUAAAACAUGAAAGAUCGAACGUGGGCAAAAGUGAAAAGUCAAAGAAAGGAAGAGAUAAGUCUAUGGAAAAGGAGAAGAAAAAUGAGCAAUUCUUUCCUUUUGAAGAAGGAACAGAAGCAUAUGACUUCUUUCAGAAGGCUGUAAAUGCAGCUCAGACCUGGUUCAGUCUCUUUGGCUGGCCUGAAGGACAUCAUUUUCUUUCUAUUCCAGAGACUAUAAGAAGGGAUGUGUAUAAAAUACAAUUCGACUCAUCAACCUCGUCAUCCAAAAAAUAUUCCAGACACAAUGCCUUUUCCAAAUAUAAUAAGACAAUUUAUGAUGUGGUGCUCCACUUGAGUGGAAAAAUGCCACCUGGAAUUAAUUCAAGUCAGUCUUUACCUAUGGAUUACACUGACAGGGUGAUUCAGCUUCAUUUGCAACAUUCUUCACUUCUUGACUUUCUCAAUGCUCAAGGAGCAUGUAUUUCUCAUGUACUGCCAGAAUUUCUGCUUGAACCAGAAGAUUAUAAGAAGUGGAUUGAAAUUACAUCUUCCGCUAGUACCUCGCCUGCAUUUUCCUAUAUACCUAAGGAAAACCAUUCUAUUGUUAUCAAUAUGACUAAGUUUGAAGCCUGGAGUAAGCGGGCAUGGACAGAUGUACUCCUUCAGAUAUACAAGGUUCUGGUACUAUCCCGGGUUGUACCACGUUGCAGCAGUAAUAUGCCCCCCAUACAUGGGCAACAUUCACAAAAAGUCAAUCCUUGUUUCAUGUCCAGCAACAUAUAUUCUAAUUCUGAAAGGAUUCUUCUUAGUUGGAUGAAUACAAAUUAUGAGAAUGCCCGACAUAUUAUAUGGAAAAACAGUCAAAAAGGUGUUAUUCCCUCUGAGAGAUGGAUAGUAAAUUUUGAUGAAGACCUUUUAGAUGGCCUUGUUUUUGCAACACAGUUGGGAGCCUAUUGCCCAUUUUUGAUUGAGUCUCAUUUUGUAAAUAUGUACACAGAACCAAAAAGUUCUGAACAGUAUCUACACAAUUGUCUGAUUAUUGUGAAUGUUCUUUGUGAAAUUGGCUUUGACAUAGAUAUACAGGCCACUGACAUCUGUGACCCUAAUCCAAUCCUGAUGCUUAUGCUUUGUGUGUACAUGUAUGAGAGGCUCCCUACAUACCUCCCCAAGAAGGUGGUGCCCUUUCAUUGUGCUCUGCAUGACACUGUGUUGAGACAGAUUCUACUGAAAAAUCCAAGCUCCAAAAACUUAGUGUAUAAUGCUACAAUUGUUGGAAGAGAUGCCUCUGACUUCUCCCUCUCCCAUUCAGGGAAUGUUGUGACAAUUUCUCCAAGAAACCAAGCUGAUGUCACUCUGAAGUUUACCAGUCGCUUCCUUCAUCCUUCUGAAGCCUCACUGCUGUUAAUUUCAAAAUCUAAGCAUGCAGUCGGAGGCACUACCAUGACUUUUGCUCUUAAGGGUGAAGUCCUCAAUUUUAAAGGCAUUGAAAUUAUAAAAUGCAAAUCCCCAUGUUAUAAAUGGAAAGAAAUCAUUGUGAAUGUUAAAAAUCCCUUCCAUUCUGCUGGAGAUUUCAGUGUCAUUUUGGUGGAGUCUUCAACAUUUGUUUCUUUGCCAUGUCAACUGACUGAAUCUGGACAAUUUGUUAACCAUACAAAUAAUGGUGAUGCUGUGAGUAGCUGUGAACAUGAUGUUGCUGAGGGUUGUUUCAAUGCCCCACAAGCCUUAAAAACUUCAAUUAUGUCCAAUUUCAUCCGAGAGUUCUUCUGCUCAGCACAUACUCUUCAUCUGAAAGUGAAAGAAACUUCAAUCUUGGAGCUCUUCUUUCUCCCCUUUGAAAUCCACACUCGCUACUGUGUCAUCAUCCUCAGCAACCAAAAGAUUGGAGAAUUAAUAUACAUUGUGGAAGGAAUUGGUAUGAUCCCCUUGCCUUCCAGCUUCGUGACAACAGAUUUUUCAACUCCAUUUGACUACAGCACUUCUCCCAAAGAAGUGUUUAAUAAGGAAGAUCCAGUUCUGUAUUUGAAAUGUGGCCUCCAUCAAACGUUGGAUGUGGACCUUAAAUUGCCGCUGAGUAACAAUGCCAAGGAGAAGGCUUUGGUUUUUGCAGCACAGCAGCAGAUGUCGAAUAUAGAGUAUGAGCGAAGGUUGCUCACAGGCACUCUGGAAAGCAGUAGUGUCCGCGUGGCCAUCGCCCUCCUGGGACUGACCAAAAUCGAGUCCUGUAUGCUCUUUAAUACCUCAAAGUUGAAGAAGCCUAAGGCCAUUUUAUACAAUGUAGAACAGAGCCUCCCAGAAUAUUUUGAUAUCCCCAAGAAAAUCUAUAUUCCUCAGAUUGCAGAAGUUCAAGCUCAACUGAUUCAAUGUCAAGGAAUUAAGCCUACAACUAAAACAGAUGGAUCUGUUCCAGUUCCUUUACGAUUUACUCCUGUCAAACCUGGCCGCUACCCUUGUAAAAUUUUGUUGACAUCCUGGUAUGAUGUGCGUCUCUAUUACAUUGAAGGUGUGGUAAAUGAGGAGCAUCCAGAGGCCAGAUUUGAAUUUGAAACACCAGCAUUUGAAGCCCUUACCCAGAAUAUUCCAUUAAAUAAUAAAACAAGGAAAGAAUGGAAAUGUCAAGUUACUAUAGAAGGAGAAUGGUUUUAUGGACCUUCUCUUUUACACGUUGGACCAGGUGAAACUGUACAGUAUCCUCUCACAUUCAAACCUAUUUGGGAACGUGAGAUUAUGGGCAGACUUAUUCUACAAAAUGAAGUAGAUGGUAUGGAGCAUGUCUUUGAAAUAAAAGGGGUUGGAAAAAAGCCCGUGGCCUUGGAACACAUCACUGUAGACUGUCAAGUGGGGAAUAUAGCAAAUAAACCCAUAAUGGUGCCCAGUUGUAUGAACACCGCCCUGACAUUUAAGGUAUCUUCAGAUCUUCCAAUGGUGUGGGGAAAUCCGAACAUCACCAUAGACCCUGACAAUGUAAUUCCAUAUAUUCUACACAUAUGUCCUUGGAAACGUGGAGUAUUCAAAGGUGCCAUUUCAUUUUCUGUUAAAAGCAGAAAAAAUUAUUCCCAGGAAUAUUCAGAUCAAGGUCAAGAUCAACGUAAUCAAGAUCAACUACCCUCCGGUCACAAAACAGUAUCCCAACUAUCCAAUGAGUUUCAUGAGGAAGACUCAGGUGAUGAUAUUAGCAAUUUAAGAAUCUGGUAUGAUCUUGAGAUCCAUAGCUCUCCCAGACCACCAGCAAACAUCAUUGAGGUGAAAUGUAUUGCUCUGGAAAGCGUUUGCAUUGCAGUUCCUCUCUCUAAUCCAAAAAAGGAAAUUAUUCACCUAGAUGUGCAGUUACCGAGUGUCGCCUUUAGUGGACUCAAGGAACUUAAACUGCAUCCACUAGAAUGCACCAAUUAUGUUGUGUGGUAUUCUCCAGUGACUGUGGGCUGCAGAGAUGAAAGCAUUAUUUUUCAGCCUGAUGUGGCCCUAGAGUUCUGGUAUUUGCUGAGAUUAACUGUUGAAUUACCAAGACCAACCACAAUGCCAGAAAUACAGUGUGACCUUGGAAAGCAUGUCACUCAGACAAUUCCUUUAGUUAAUCCUACACAUGAAACCUUAGAAUUGCAAGCCACAAACACUAAUCCUGGAAAUUUCAUCCUGGAUGUUAACAGAUCACCACUGAUCUUACCUCCUUCCUCCACCAAAGAGGUUUUUGUCCACUUUUUUCCUUCUGCUCUUGGAAGAACUGGUCAUCAAGCUUCUAUCAUCUUCCACUGUGCUCAGUUUAAAGAAUGGAAAUUCUGCCUGUCUGGAGUGGGAUUAUUCCCCCAACCUCUCAAUAUAGAAAGAGUAACCACAUACCUCCAUCUCCGUACAUCUAUCAUUGUAUCUUUCCAAAACCCUACCCAGGAAGAUGUCUUAGUCAAUAUCAUACUAACAAGUCGGGAAAAUCCCAGGCAUCUCGUCAUUGACCACUGCUGGGAUAGCUUCUUCAAUGAGAGUUCUGCCUUCAAGUUUAGUAGUCUGAGUCACACACAAGGAAUUACAUUACCUCCUAAAAAGAAUGUAGACAUCCCCGUGUUAUAUAUGCCCAACAUUAUGAAAUUACAGAAAACACUGGUCAUUGUUCAAAUGAUGAGGGCAAAUGGAGAAAAUUGGCCCAUUGACAAUUUUGAUGAAUUGAGCACAGAGAUGAAAAGAACUCUGGGACUAGACAGUGGAGAAAUCCAUGCAAUAAACUGGAUAUACCCCAUUGUUGGACUCCCACAGUCACUGCAUCCUAAGUGCCCUCAAGUUGUCAUAAAAUGUCAGUCCAGGAAGCAGGUAGAAGAGGAGGUGGAAGUCACACUCACUGGCGAAUUUUUUGGCGAAAACCCAGAUGUGACAGAUUUUGUAGUAAUUCCAAAAAGAAAUUCAUCUGAGUCUUAUGAAGAUGUUCAUGAUAAGCCGAUAAAACGUGAAUUUGAAUAUGAAAUUCAGUUUGAAUCUGAAGUUGUGAAGUCUAACUGGGAAUCCUGCGUGGCUUUACAUUUGAUCAAAACAUUUUAUAAUACAGAGGCUGAAAAGAUAACAUUGAUCUUCAGUCUGGUAUUUGCACCAAAGAAACCAUUGAAGUCUCAAAUUAUGCUGAAAAUAGAGUGCGUAACAGAUGGGAUCUGGAACUUUCCCAUAAUAUUGGUUGCUACUGAGCCUGAUGUGGAUAGUGUCAUUGAUAUUGAAGGGGUUGGCUUAUUUAAGGAAUCUAUUGUUGACUUCAGGCUGACAAGUCAGACAAGAAAUCCUGAGCCAUUCACUGCAUACUUCCGAUCUGGCAGCGACCCUGAGUUUUUUGUAAAACCUCAGGGUGGAGAACUUCUUCCUUUUGACACUCCAGGAACUCUCAUCACUGUGGGUUUUAAACCCAAAAUGUACAGUAGGAAGUACAAGGCAACAUUAGUAAUACAGACAGCAGAUAUGUACCGCUUGUAUGAUAUCAACGGGUUACCUCAAGUUACUAUUCCACCAGUAAAUGCAAAAGCCAAAAUAGACAGUACCAAUGAGAUGUUUGACAGCAAGCCAGUUGGUCGGCGCAAUUUUAUCCGUGAAAAUGCUAAACUCUUAAGGACAGGGGUGUCCUCUACCGUCAAGGGUGCUCCUUUGAUGUUGAAGAAUAAAUAAAAAGUAAUUUUUUCCAAAAUGUUUCCUUGUCUUAAGUAAAAAUGAAUAUAUUUUCAUGAUUGUUAUUUCAUCUUUUGGAAUGUUUCUGAGGAAUGUUUCAAUUAUAAUAGGCCUCCUAUAUUUUACUUUUUAAAUAGUGACUAAAUCUAUUCUUUAAAUAUGUUACACCUAAUUUCUGAGUUAUGUGUUUCUUUUAAAAUGUAUGGGUUGCAAAUAUUGGGAUUGGUUCACUUGUAAAGUACAGGAGUGUACUUAUAGUAAAACUGAAAAAUGAUUUCAAGUUAAAAAUUCAAGC
Manis javanica (Malayan pangolin) is the source of this 7024-nucleotide messenger RNA. Lineage: Eukaryota; Metazoa; Chordata; Mammalia; Pholidota; Manidae. The record is from RefSeq and is a predicted model, not a curated record.